AUGUCUAACACUGAAAAAGAAAUCUAUGUAACUGAAAAUGAAUUUCAAAUUGAUAGCAGUAAAAUUAAUCUUACAAAAACUUCAAAAGGUUCUAAAUGUCUUCAAUUCACUGCUGCGAUUGCAGCAAACUUAUGCGUGAUGGCUGCUGGAUCAUUGAUGGCUUGGUCAAGUCCGGUGUUGUUGAUGCUCCAAAAUGAAACUGUAAGUGAAGAAAAUCCUUUAGGUCGGCCAAUAACAACUGAAGAAACGUCGUGGAUCGGGUCAAUUCUUUUGUUAGGUUCGAUAGCCGGAAAUUUAUUUACAGGAUAUCUAUCGGACAGACUAGGAAGACGAACUACUUUAUUGUGUAGCAUAAUACCUUCGGCAGUAAGCUGGGUGCUUAUUUUCACAGGAAAAAGUAUUGAAUUUUUGUAUGCAGCCAGAUUUAUUGGAGGUCUAGCGGCUGCUAUACCAUUUGGAGUAAUACCAGUUUACUGCGGCGAAAUCGCGGAAACUUCAAUCCGAGGAAUACUCGGUUCAUUUUUCCAAUUAUUCAUUACCUUAGGUCUACUGUGGGCUUACAGUAUUGGUCCGUUUAUCUCGUACACGAAUUAUUGUAUCGCUUGUGCUGUCUUGCCAAUCGCUUUCUUCAUCUCCUUCUACCCAAUGCCCGAGUCGCCGUACUACUUGGCGGCAAAAAGUCGCAAGGAAGAUGUCAUCAAAGUGUUGAUAAGGCUAAGAGGAAAAAAAAGAGCAGAAGUUGAAACGGAAGCUAAUGAAAUCGAGGUUUCCGUUCAAGAAGCUUACAGCAAACAAGCAACAAUAUUGGAUUUGUUUAAAGUAAAAGCCAAUUUAAAAGCGCUAAUUGCUACGUGCGCACUGAUAUUUUUUCAACAGAUGAGCGGAAUCACAGUUGUUCUUCUUUACUCGGAGCUUAUUUUUUCGAGCGCUGGAGAAUUUGGCUUAAGUUCAUCCGUUCAGACAAUUAUUGUAGGACUGGUUCAAUUUCUGGGCUCCUGUGUCAACCCUUUGGCUGUUGACAGACUCGGGCGCAAAAUCCUAUUAAUUAUAUCCAGCUCAGGCGCCGGUUUAAGUCUGGGAAUUCUUGGACUGUUCUUUUAUCUGAAAGACGCUGCUGGAACUCAAGUCAGUCAUGUCGGAUGGUUACCAGUAUUUUCUUUGGUUACAUACAUGGCCACUUACGGCAUCGGAUUGGGUCCUCUUCCUUGGACAAUAAUGGGCGAAAUGUUUUCCCAAGAAGUUAAAUCUAAAGCGUCAACAAUUGUUGUUUUUACCAAUGCAUUCUUAGCAUUUAUAGUGAGUAAAUACUUCAUUGGUUUUGCUGUAACUUACGGUCAAUACACUGCGUUUUGGUUUUCUGGAAUUAUUUGCAUCCUAUGUAUUUUAUUCACUGUAUUUUAUUUACCUGAAACUAAAGGAAGAUCAUUACAAGAAAUCCAGAAUAAUCUUAACGGUAAAAAUAAUUUGUAA
This is a messenger RNA of Cotesia congregata, 1470 nucleotides long. NCBI's taxonomy places the organism in Eukaryota, Metazoa, Arthropoda, Insecta, Hymenoptera, Braconidae. The record is from the annotation of a GenBank genome assembly.